AUGACUUCACCAUCGAAACUCAAGCAUGCCUACACCGUGUCCGAGGAAGACGAAGAAGAGGAGGACCUCGUCGUGGUAUCAACCCCGUCGAAGAAGAGCACAGUAGAGCCGUCUUUCCGACGAGCCCAAACCGAACCACCCCCGUCACCGACAACACACCGCUUGCAACCUUCACCGUCGAAGUAUGACAGUAAUGGCGGGCUCCCUUUCUCGCUGCCCACCACCAACACGACAAGAGACCCCCGAAGACUGGUCUCGAAUGGCGUCCUAUCCCAGAAUGACAGCCUGUCCAAACUGCCGCCUCAACUCCUCCACAACAUGCGAGAAGCAUUCUCCGUGCUGGACGCCAACUCUACCGGCUCUAUCGAUGCCGAGUCCGUCGCCGAGACGCUUCAAUCCCUGGGUCUGCACGAGAGCAACCUAUCGCAAUUCUUCCCAGCGGGCCAACCUCAGCAAGUGUCCCUCCCACAAUACCUCAGUCAGCUGGCCAACCUGCUGGUUGGGUUAUCCCCACAGCAGGAGCUGCUGAAUGCCUUUUCCGCCUUCGAUGACGACGACAGCGGCCAGAUAGAUGUGGCGGAAUUGCGCACUGCGUUGCUGAGCACAGCUCCCGACCCGGGCGAGCGACCCUUGACGCAGAAGGACAUCGACCGAGCCAUGGAGGGUUUCACCGGCCGAAGGAUCCUCGGCAAGAAUGUCAUUGGAAUAGCCGGCGUGCGAGGUUUGAACACUCCGGCACCGAAGAAGGGUGGCGAUGUGUUUCGAUAUCACGAAUUUGUGGCCAACUUGACCGGCGGUCCUGCCACUGACUCUUCUGCACAAGCACCAGGUAUACCAACGCGAUAA
Capronia coronata CBS 617.96 is the source of this 846-nucleotide messenger RNA. RefSeq lists its product as uncharacterized. NCBI's taxonomy places the organism in Eukaryota, Fungi, Ascomycota, Eurotiomycetes, Chaetothyriales, Herpotrichiellaceae. Gene Ontology annotation, cellular component: myosin II complex; cytoplasm. The record is from RefSeq and is a predicted model, not a curated record. Bases 1 to 846 code for a protein of 281 amino acids. The transcript has a single exon. Gene Ontology annotation, biological process: actomyosin structure organization; mitotic cytokinesis. Gene Ontology annotation, molecular function: myosin heavy chain binding; calcium ion binding; cytoskeletal motor regulator activity.